AUGACUGGGCCUAAAGUCCUAGUCCCAGAUUGGUGCGAGAGCGUUGGUCCAGAUUGCCCCGUUGAGGGCACAGUGUACGGGUACUACCCGUCGCUCGGUUGGAAUGCUUUCUUCGCAGCGGCCUUUGCUCUCGCCUUCAUUCUCCAGCUCGGCCUCGGUAUCCGUUACAAGACAUGGACGUACAUGAUAGGAGUUGGAUUGGGCUGUCUCGGCGAAACGAUUGGCUACAUUGGGCGUAUCCAGAUGCACAAAAAUCCCUACGACAAUGGCGGCUUCACGAUCCAGAUUGUCUUGCUCAUUUUCAGCCCUGCAUUCUUGGCGGCUGGCAUCUACCUCACGCUUAAGCACGUUGUCAUCAGCUUUGGCGAGCAGUGGAGUCGCUUGAGACCGAACUGGUACACUUACAUCUUCAUCGCGUGCGACAUCACGUCCCUGGUGCUCCAAAGCGCUGGUGGAGCGCUCGCUGCCACUGCCGACGACGGAGACCAGAAGACCCUGGAUGCGGGUACGGACAUCAUGAUCGGCGGUAUCAUCUUCCAGGUCGUUGUCCUCAUUGUCUUCGCCCUCUUCGUCCUCGAAUACUCCCUCCGCACCUUCCGCCACCGCGACCAACUCUCUCCUACCGCCCUCUCCCUUUGGACCUCUACCAAGUUCCGCCUCUUCGCUGGCGCCGUCAUCGUCGCCUACUUCGGCAUACUCAUUCGAUGCAUCUACCGCAUUCCCGAGCUGUUCGGCGGCUGGGCGAACGACCUCAUGCGCAAUGAAACUGACUUCAUUGUCCUGGAGGGUAUCAUGAUUCUUAUUACUGUUAUUGCACAGACAGCUUUCCAUCCGGGCUGGUUCUUCCCCGCCCUGGGUGGGACGUUGUUUAAUAAGAAGGGGCGUGGGGGAAAGAGUGUGAGUGAGAGUGAGACGGAGAUGGCUGCUAUGGCUUAG
Didymosphaeria variabile is the source of this 936-nucleotide messenger RNA. RefSeq lists its product as uncharacterized. The transcript has 2 exons. Gene Ontology annotation, cellular component: fungal-type vacuole; plasma membrane. Bases 1 to 936 code for a protein of 311 amino acids. The record is from RefSeq and is a predicted model, not a curated record. NCBI's taxonomy places the organism in Eukaryota, Fungi, Ascomycota, Dothideomycetes, Pleosporales, Didymosphaeriaceae.